GGCGCCGCGCUUGCGGUCUGUGGGACUGGAAGACCCGCCAGAGCCGGAACCUACGGCCGCCGGGUUACCCUCGGGCGGUCAUUUUACCCCUCGCCCUUCUCGGUUGUUGUUUAGGAAGGAACGGGUGAUUGCUCUAGUAAUUUUUUCAUUGGUUAUUGGGUACCCAUAUACGUGUAUGUGAGCGUCCCCUGCCCUGACGUCUCCGAUGAGCACCGCACCUACUCAUCUGAUUGCCUUGUUUGACUCUUCUGUCCUAACCCAUUCCUCUGUCAGUCUUAACCAUUUCAGUGAAUGGCACCAUCCAUCUACUUAAUUCAAAAAUGUAGGAGAUAGUUAACUGAAAGGAAUCUGCCCCACUACUGCAACCAAACCAGAUGCCUUCUUUUACUUCACCCGACCAAGGAGAGGACCUGGAGGCCUGUGUUUUAAGAUUUUCAGACUUAGAUUUAAAAGACACAAGGCUUAUCAAUCCCAGUAGCAGUCUUAAAGCCGAGUUGGAUGUCAGUACGAAAAAGAAAUACUCAUUUGCCAAGAAAAAGACAUUUGCCCUUUUUGUCAAAACCAAAGAAGUUCCUGCACAUCCUUUUGAAUGUAAAGAAAAAUGGUGGAAAUGCUGUCAACAGCUGUUCAAAGACCGGAUCGGCAUCCAUAGACAUGUGGCAACACAACAUGCUGAUGAGAUCUGCCGCCAGACUGCUUCCGUGUUAAAGCAGCUAGCUGUGACACUGAACACCUCAAAGAGCCUUAAGCCUGCAGAUGAUAGGAACCCUCUAAAAGGGUACUUGACCUGUAACAGGGAAGUGUCCGCUUGGCUCCCUGAUGUAAGCUGCUUUAGCCCUGAUGAGCUGAUAAGGGGCCAGGGCAGUGAUGAAGGAGAGGUUCUACUUUAUUACUGCUACUGUGACCUGGGGGAUCCCCCCUGGGUCUGUGCCUGGCAGACGGCUCUGUGCCAGCACCUGCGCCUCACAGGCAAGGUUCGAAUUGCUACAGAAGGAAUCAAUGGGACAGUUGGUGGAAGCAAACUGGCCACCAGACUCUAUGUGGAAGCCAUGCUUUCCUGCCCAUUGUUUAAGGAUUAUAUGUGUAAGGAUGAUUUUAAGACCAGCAAAGGAGGGGCUUGCUGUUUUCCAGAAUUGCGUGUUGGUGUAUUUGAAGAAAUUGUGCCCAUGGGGAUCAGUCCCAAUAAGAUCUCCUACAAGAAGCCUGGAGUCCAUUUAUCUCCAGGUGAAUUUCAUAAAGAAGUAGAAAAGUUUUUGUCUCAGACAAAUGAAGAACAAAGUGAUACUAUCCUCCUGGACUGCAGAAACUUCUAUGAAAGCAAAAUAGGGCGAUUCCAGGGCUGUUUAGCCCCAGACAUCAGGAAAUUCAGUUACUUCCCUAGCUACAUUGACAAAAAUCUAGAACUUUUCAGAGAGAAGAAGGUGCUGAUGUAUUGCACUGGGGGUAUCCGUUGUGAGCGGGGUUCAGCCUACCUCAAAGCCAAGGGAGUAUGCAAGGAAGUGUUCCAGCUCAAGGGUGGCAUCCACAAGUACCUGGAGGAGUUUCCUGAUGGUUUCUACAAAGGGAAGUUGUUUGUUUUUGAUGAGCGUUAUGCCUUAUCCUACAACAGUGAUAUAGUGUCAGAAUGUUCAUAUUGUGGAGCCCCAUGGGACCAAUAUAAACUCUGCUCGACUCCCCAGUGCCGCCAGCUCAUCUUGACCUGCCCCGCUUGCCAGCGACAAGGAUUCACAGCCUGUUGUGUCACGUGUCAGGACAAAGGGAGCAGGCUGGCUUCAAGUCCCACCCAGAGCAGCUUUAAAGAGGAAUGUGAGUGUACAGCCCGACGGCCACGCAUACCCAGUGAGCUGCCACAGCAGGUGUGACUGACUCCCCACCAGCUCAGAGCCAAGGCCUGGCGCUGGUGAGGAUGGGCCGUGCUUACGCGAGUGGCACCAUCAGCAUUUCCCUAGGCCUUCACAGAGCUGGGUUCACAGUGACCACACGGUGGAGAACAUCAAAGCUGCGGCAACAGAGAAACAGGGAACGCCAGCAUCAUAAACUGGGUACCAUGUUGGCCACCUAAACCUCAGUGUGGGGAGGAAAGAGGGAGUUGGGUUCUGCCCACUUACCUGAAACAUUUGACUCAGAAGAUGACAGAGGGGCGCCUGGGUGGCUCAGUUGAGCGUCCAACUUCGGCUUAGGCCAUGAUCUUGCAGUUUUUGGGUUUGAGCCGUGUUGGGCUCUGUGCUGACAGCUCAGAGCCUGGAGCCUACUUUGGAUUCUGUGUCUCCCUCUCUCUGCCCCUCCCCAGCUCAUGCUCUGUCUCUCAAAAAUAAAUACAUAUUUAAAAAAAAAAGAAGAUGCCAGAGCACAGAAAAAAGAGCUGUUGUGGGAUCCUAAAGCUGCUGGGGGAGAGAGCCUUGAGCCUGGUGACCAGGUCAUGCCCUCUCUGUGCCAUGCAGCAGGCUGGUAGUCAUUGGGCUUGUCAGCAGACUUGUCCACCCUGGUGGCUGAAGCGUGAAAGCUAUAGCCCUGGAGGUGGACUCCUUGGAAGCAGGCCACUCAGGUCACCUACCAUCCACCACCUCUGACCUCAUCGCCUCUCUGGCAGCCUGAGAGGCUACGUCAGGAUCUGCAGACUAUGGCAUUUGACUUGCUUCCUGCUUUUUUGUAAAUAAAGUUUUAUUGCAAUAGCCACACCCAUUCA
Molecule: messenger RNA, 2686 nt
Organism: Panthera uncia (snow leopard)
Lineage: Eukaryota; Metazoa; Chordata; Mammalia; Carnivora; Felidae
Gene: TSTD2
Product: thiosulfate sulfurtransferase like domain containing 2
Exons: 10
Coding region: 375-1862 (495 amino acids)
Source: RefSeq, a predicted model, not a curated record